GGACGGACGAGAGGUGCAGCGGCGGGCAGAAAGCCGUCCAGACCGCACUGCACGAGCGUGCACCGAACCACCUGCUUUUUAUACGUUCUGUUUUUUUUAUUUUCUUCCAAGAGGCUUGCACGACAAAUGGACGGCACAACCUCGACGCGGUUUCUUCCACGCGCCACGCUUCAACACGACAGUGCGGGGAGAAGGUGGAAGAGACCGUGAGCGCCCCGGAGAAUUUACAUAUGUCCAAAAGCAAACACCGGCGCCAAACUCACCGUCACGUCAACAAGAAGCAAAAGAAUUGUGAAGCUGUCUGAGCUUUGGCCACUUUGCCUAACCUCAUCGGGGGACGGUGGAGCAGUCCUCCUCCUCCUGGUCUUCUUCCAGAGGCGGACUGGAAUCCCUUUACACCCCAGCGCAGACCUGGCGUCCACCUGUGGAUGAAGCCAUAAGCGCUCAGCCCCCGAGGCCAAAGCCUUGCCAGCCGCUUCCGGGCCACGCCCCUUCCCCCUCCUCUCGGCUGACGGAUGAGGCCGGGCCCGUUCAUGUCCGGUGUGCGGGCGGAAGCGCGUCGUCCCGUUCUCUUCUGCUGGCGCCAGCUCAAUUCAGAGCAGAGACACUCGUCGCGCAAGGGCCAGUUUUGCACUUAGGCCGCCCCUCCCCGAGGCCGCCCCUUCCCCCAACCUCCACCUCUGGGGUUGCAUCGGAACCGCCUCCACGCUCCUCCUCUCGGGUUCCGUGGCUCCCCGUGAGGCUUUCUAUCUAUCACACAUUUGCCUUGAGGUUCCUCCAGCUGCUGGUCAUCCGCUUGCGGCUUGGCUUCCUCAACUUUUACUUGAAGCUAGCGCCGAAGCAAAGUUUACACACAACCCUCGAUGUUUACACUCCACCUCCUUCCGUCCAUUUUGUGCUCCCGCUUGGACGGUGACGAGUUUACGUUUCAAGGUGUUUAAAUGGGCCGCCUAGCAACAAGCUGCGUUUACACGAGCACGCAUUGACGUUUACAUUCAGGUGCCAGAUCCAAACUUUGCUACUUUUUAGAAGUCAUCCCCCAACACCCCGUUUUGUCUUUUUAUAACGCAUCAACACGACGAUGAAAGCCACAAUUUCAGCGGGGAUAUCUUGCUGCUCCCUGCUGCUUCUCUCCUGCCUUGCUGUUUCCACGGUAACUGCCGAUAACGAUGUCAGGAAGCCGCCUCCCGCCCCACCGUCCGACAAGCGCGCCACCCUCUUCCUCCUCAGGGGCUACAAGGCGGCAGAGGUCGACGACAGCCCCCCGCCACCCCCCAAGCCCCUCCCCCAGACCAUGUUGCCCAGGAACGUGACGGCUGACGCCCUCAAGCCCCCGCUGGGCGCCGCCCAGGUGGCCCCGCCCCCCAGGCAGCUGGUCGACGUGGACGUGUGCAGAGGCUACUUUGACGUGAUGGGCCACUUUGACAGCACCUUCAACUGCUCCAAGGGAAGCUACAUCUACUGCUGCGGCACCUGCCACUUACGCUUCUGCUGCGAGCACCAGCGCAGCCGUCUGGACCAGGACUCCUGCACCAACUACAAGUCGCCCGACUGGGCCGAACCGCUGGUGCCUGUCACCGUGCUCGCCGACAACAAGCCCGACCCGGACUUUGAGACGCUCCGGCAGCAGAACAGCAGCACAGCCUACGUGAUCGGCGGCGUGAUCUCCUUCACGCUGGUGGCGGCCGUGGGAGUACGGAUCGGCUUCGCCAAGGUGGCGCGGCGCCCGCGCAACCGAGACGCCAACGUGCCAAGGUCGUUGGUGGACAUCCUGCGUCACCAGUCCAGUCCAGGAGACAGGAACAACAUGUCGAGCGUCUCCGACGGACGCCUGCCCAAAAACGUCUACACGCCCAUCCCGCAGAGCAAGGACAACCGCAAGCGAGGCGGGCGCAUGAACAACAUGAGCACACCACAACUGUCAUCGGGCCCAAAACUCAUCAGCAGCCGCGGCGGCGUGAUGGGCGGCGAGCUUUGGCGUGGCCCCAGUCACGCCUCCUUCUCGCACUCCUUUCACAACCUGGCGCAGCUGCCGCCCUCCUACGAAGCCACCGUCAAGCCCGAAAUCACCAGAUACAGCUCGCUGAAGAAGCUCGAGCGUGAGUGGGACGAGUAUCCUGGCUACCGGUCGGCCAAGCGGCGCUCGGCCAACGCGCCGCCGUCCUUCUACUCGUCGCAGCACCAGCUUCCGCUGGCGGGCGACUACGUGACGGGCUGGUCGCGGGGCACGCUGCCGCACGACGGCUGGCGGCCCCACCCCUACGAGCCCCCCUCCGCACCUAACCCUUACCCGCUGCCCGCACGCUACGUUGGCGACAGCUUUGGUUUGGAGCGACCGCCGCGACGUGUUCGAUCGCAGGAUCAGCUACUGGCGCUGGGCGAGGGUAACACGCUGUCGCGCCUCCUCAACAACCAGCAGCAGCGCUACUACAGAAACCCAAUGGGGGCCGGUGGGAGGGGCGUCGACUCGCAGACGCUGCUACGCAGGUCCCACGAGCGUCUCCUGCUGUCCUCCGAGCGGCUUGAGGACCAGCUGCUGGCCAUGGGCCUGAUGGCUGAAGGGGCCGGCGGCGGCGGCAUGCCCACUGUGGGUCGCCUGAGCCACCAGCACAAGGCGCAAUCGCAGCAGAACAUCUGUGGUACGCCGUCCAUGGAGCGCCACCACAUGGUAAAGAUGAACUCUCACCCCACGCCGGGCGGCUGGGAGAGCCGCCCGUCCGCCCGACGCGCCGCCUUCGCCGGCAAGCGGCAGAACACCUUGGAGCAGCUCCACUUCAUCCCGGGCGCCGGCGCCCUGAGGACUGCCAGUAAGAACGAGGUCACAGUGUGAGCUUGGGGGACGAAUGCAUUUGCAUGACGCCGGUAUGCCGUGCAUGAUUGCCGAACGUAAGAACACUCACACACGCACACACACGAGAAGUUUAAACGAGUAAGGUCGGAGAGCGCUUUGGCCUCUAGUGGUGUCCAAAGGAGCCCAAAAGAACAAGAGAUCAGGACUGACUUUGUAAGACGGCCGGGAGAGGAAAUCGAAGAAGGUGGGAUGGAGGAGGAAAAGAAUAGAAGGGAGCUCUCAUUUGCCUUCUCCUUCAUUCCAAGGUUUGUGGAAAAAGAAACUUCCUUGGACAAAUUAUGUCUUUGCCAUCUCGUUGAACUUUGUGACGGCAUUUUUUUAGCUUCCAGAUCAAGUUUUAAGCUUUCAAAGCCAUCUAAAAGUAACUUUGCGGAAGAUGCUUUGAGAUGCGAGCGCGCCCGUGGAACAAAUGACUCGUAUAUCGAGGUACAACUUUAUUUUGGGCCGUUUGCUUCCUUUUUUUUCAAUUCAAUUUUCGUCGGCACCUUGACUCGCGUAAUUGCUCGUCUUCCCGACGGCACGUUGUGAAUAGCCAAAAAGCUCGCCUGUGUUUUGGCCAACAAGCCUAGACUCGAGCCACAUCCUGCAAAAAUGCCGAGCGCCGAGACUCGGAUGCUAAUGACGCUAAGGGCUAUACACACGCAACAAGUGAUGACCUUUGGGGGGGGGGGGCGCACACGGUCCGCCUGUGGGUUUGCAAGACUUGCGUCUUUUCCAAGGCCAAUUUUUUUUCCAAAGCCGAGACCAACGCAGUCCCAUCUGGUUCCCAUUUGCUGUUCGACCUUCUGCUCCACAAAGGCAAACAAAAUCCCAAACGUAUAAUCCCACAAAAUGGAGGAAAACUACAUUUUUUAGAGCAUGCCGGUAAUUUUAAAACCAGGAAGUAGAAACAAGGAUGGGAUGACCAUCACUUGGUGUGUUGAAAGACUCUUGAUGGUGUCUGGAAGAGGGUGCCACUUUGCUUUCUUGAGUUUGAUGAUGUCGCUUGUUGUCAUACGGGCCCGCUGCCUGUUUUUGUUCUUUUGACAGGACACGUGAAACAAGCGUUGCCCGAGCACAGCAACGGGGUUGACUUGUAAAUUGUGUCGGACAACGUGCCAUUUUAACCCUUUAAAUACAAAGCGCUGAGGGAAGGCCGUUGAAUUGUUCCGCCAUCCAUCGUUUGAAAAUGAGGUCGUUUCCUGUGGCAAAAAGAAAAAAAUCAGCAGCUAAAAGAAUCCAAAAGGGUGUCGAGGAGCAAGGCGUCAGAUCUGGCCUCGCAAACGGCCGCCUUUGGGCUUGUGACGCACCGCAAUAAACAGCAUUUGAUUUGCUGAUGUAGCCCAUUCGCAACUCCAAAACGGAUGAUGUCACAUUGAUGAUGUCAUAGCGUGCGUUACUCCUCCUUGGGAUGCCGAGAAUCAGAGGAAUUUUGCAAAGAGGAUCAAUCACUGUUAUCAUUGACCAAAGCCACUUGAGUCCUCUUAUUUGUCCUCCUCAGAAAACCUGAAAAGACAUCCCGGUGAAUCGCGCACGCGUGUGCGUGGGAAUCACGGCCAUAUAAUCUUUGUAAGUCUUUCUGCAUACCUCAAAUUGUAAAUGACUAUUUAGGACAUCACGUCCAAUGUUGUCCUUACGGGACAAAAAAAGACCUCACAGCCCCCCCCCCCCCCUUCUUCUUUGUACAAUUCAUUCUGUUUG
Molecule: messenger RNA, 4531 nt
Organism: Syngnathus typhle (broad-nosed pipefish)
Lineage: Eukaryota; Metazoa; Chordata; Actinopteri; Syngnathiformes; Syngnathidae
Product: protein shisa-7-like
Exons: 8
Coding region: 1082-2830 (582 amino acids)
Biological process (GO): regulation of AMPA receptor activity; regulation of short-term neuronal synaptic plasticity
Cellular component (GO): dendritic spine membrane; AMPA glutamate receptor complex; postsynaptic density
Source: RefSeq, a predicted model, not a curated record